Solanum stenotomum is the source of this 354-nucleotide messenger RNA. RefSeq lists its product as uncharacterized. Lineage: Eukaryota; Viridiplantae; Streptophyta; Magnoliopsida; Solanales; Solanaceae. The record is from RefSeq and is a predicted model, not a curated record. The transcript has a single exon. The coding region runs from base 1 to 354 and encodes 117 amino acids.
AUGAUUGAGAGGGCUAUUGAUGUUGCCUUAGCUUCUAUCCGGGCGGAGUUGAGAGAGCACCGAGAGCUGAUUGAUGCGCAUGGGUUGGUAUUAAAUACUGCCGCGGUGAUUGUGGAGGCAUGUGAGAAGGGCAGGAGCCAAUCUGAGGACAUAAUGACCUUAAAGGCCGAUAUUGUUGGGUUGAGAUGUAAUGUGGAUAAGUUGAAAUCCAUGGAUUUGUCCAUGCUUUUCGGCAUAGUGGACCUUCCAGAGGUCCCGAGUAUAGAGUUGCCAGCCAUUUCUGAGAUCCCUCCGGCUAGUAUGACCGCAAAAGCUGUUAUGGCUGAUGAAGAUGUCGAGUCAGAUGCUCCAUAG